UUUACAUUACGGUGACAUCACAUCAUUGCUCGUGGGGCUGCCCAGAGGUUUAAUGACGCGUCUGUGCUCGCGCAGUAUAUUGUGCGAGCCGUUUUUCUCCAUGUUUCUCCAUUUUUGUGACUCACGUGUGUUAGAUUUUACGGGAUUUUUCUUUUCGUAAAGGAGCUACACGCACAUAUACGUAGGGAUAAGAGCCUCCGCUUCUCUCGCUACCGGACAGGCGUGUUCAUUCUGCGGCGAGUGUUUCUGAGGGAUCCUGGGACGCGCGCUCGAUCUGCUGGCAUGUUCGGGAGCGCGUCUGGAGAAAUAAACCCAGUGGCACCGCAGUCUUACAGCAAAUGUACCACCAGUCUGCCUCUCUGCCUACACUUUUGCUCCUUGUCUUCGUCCUUUGCUGGUGUCUGUGAUAACUGAGCAUCAAAAAGAUGGACCAUUUAGCAAGCACUAGUAACAACCAUGCACCAGUUCUCAGUGAACCAUCCUAUCCUCCCUGUAAAAUGGCCCGAAUGGAAAAUGCUAAAGACUUACCUGUAUCUGGUGUGACACCUGUGAGCCUGGCCUCAAAACAAACAACGUUAUCACACACCACCAAAGGCAAAGGCUCCAAAUUGCUACCUGUGUUCUGUGUAGUGGAACAUGGUGAUGUCCCUCCCUCUGAGAGGAAGCGAUCAGAGCACGCCGAAUUUGUGUUGUUGAGGAAAGACCUGCUGUUCAACCAGAUUACAGAAGCCGCAUUACAAGAUCUGGGGUACACACACACUGCAGCUGCGCUGGCUACAGGUCAGGUUCAAGUUGGCCAUUGGAACCCUGUAGCCCUAUCUAGUGUGACAGACACCUCUGAUGCAACAGUAGGAGACAUGCUUGAAGACCUUUAUCAUGUUAUCACCUUAAGAAUAAAGCUAAACAGGGUUUCUAAAUUAGAGGACUUGCCUGCUGAGCAGUGGACUCAUUCUACUGUCAGAAACGCCCUCAAGGAGCUGCUCAAAGACAUGAAUCAGAGUUCACUGGCUAAAGAGUGUCCAUUAUCACAGAGCAUGAUUUCAUCAGUGGUAAAUGGCACUUACUAUGCCAGCAUCUCUGCUGUGAGAUGUCAGGAGUUUGGCCAGUGGUACAAACACUACAAAAGGACCAAGUCUAUGAUGGGUGAGACUGAGAGACCGGGCAAUCAACUCUCAUCCUCUAGCCAACCCACUGUCUACCAGAAACCCACAGAAAGUAAAGGGGCGGAGCCACAUGGUGUUGUACAGAUGCAAGCUGGAAUGCCUGGUUUAGUAAUGGCUCAGCUCCUAUCACAGCAGCAUGCCAUGUCUCAGCUACUCACACGUGCUCACACGCACCAACAUGGGGCUUAUCCCACACCACUAAAGACUCCGCCCAAGUGCAAUGUGUCCCCACCCACAGUAACCCAAUGUCCCUCUCCUGUCACUGAUGUAUCACCUGAAAUUUACACUUGGGUUCGCGAGGAGCUAAAGAGGGCAGGGGUUUCCCAAGCCGUGUUUGCACGAGUGGCCAUUAAUAGGACUCAGGGCUUACUUUCAGAGAUUUUGCGCAAAGAGGAGGAUCCACGUUGUGCAUCUCAGUCUCUCUUAGUGAACCUCAGAGCCAUGCAAGGAUUCCUGCAGCUGCCGCAGAGCCAGAGAGACUCCAUCUAUUUGGAGGAAAGAGAACGUAACAUCAACAGUAGCUACAGCACAAGCGCCACCUCUCCUCUACCUGUGCAGGCGAACCUUUCACCUGUUGCCAAGGAGUUUGUAGUGAAAGUGGAGUGUGAUGGUUUUGGAAUACACUCUGGCAUCUAUGACGAAAUACAGCAGGAAAUGAGACGAGCUAAAGUGUCACAGGCCAUGUUCGCCAAAGUCUCUGCAGGCAAAAGCCAGGGCUGGCUGUGUGAGCUGCUACGCUGGAAAGAGGAACCAUCACCUCAGAAUCGUACAUUGUGGGAAAAUCUUACUUUGAUACGUCAGUUCCUAAAUCUCAGCCAAUCAGAGCGAGAUGCCAUAUACGACCAAGAGAGUUAUACAGGGCAGACACUCACAAGAGCUCUAAGUGAACCACUGCAGGCUAUACCACAUGCGGCACCUCUAAAGCAGCACCAACAACUACUUCAAAUUUUACCUCAACACGUCAAACCCUUCCCACUGCAACAACUCACCACUGGAAGUUACAGUGAUACAACUCAGAUGGGCCCAAGCCUUCGAGGCACAUCUUUACCACCAGAAGCCCAUGCAAUCCUACAAAGUUUUAUUCAGGAAGUGGGACUACAUCCAGAUCAAGAGGCAAUUCAUACACUAUCUGCUCAGCUGGGUGUGGCCAAAGAGACUGUCUGCUGCUUUUUCAAUGGUCGCAACUGGCAUAGUGAGAAAGAAAUUGACAAGAGAGAAGAAGCAGACAGGAAUGGAAAAAGAGAAGAUGAUUACAUGGAGGCAGAAGAAGAUGGAGAAUGCAGGGAUACAAAGACAAAUAUUCAGAGGACAGAGGAGAACAAAAUAACAGGGACAGAUGGCAUUGGUAUGGUGGAACAGAACGCAUCUACACAAACUCGUUUCAUUAUUACUAUUAAAGAGGAGGAGCUCCCUUGUAAGGAGGAGCUUGAUGGAGGCCCCGCCUACUGCCAAUUUAUAAACUCCUAAAAAUAUAUAAAUGACACGUACAGAGCAGUGAGCCCUGUAUGGUAUGACAGUUGUAUUUAUUUAAGGUUUAGCACAAAAAGUAUUCUUUCACUAAGACCUCAGACUUUGGAUGAAUUACAUUAUGCAUAAAGCAGUGAUUGUCAAACUGGGGGGUGGGAGAUGGACAUUUUAUAAAAUGCAUAAAUUUUUCAUAAAUUUGGUGUAAUUAAACCUUGGAAAAUAAGGCUACUAACCAACAGCACUGCAAUUUAUUGUUUAAUACAUUUUGUUUAAUUCAAAUUCAAGAGGUGGGGGGCACGCCAAAAAGUUUGAGAACCACUGGCAUAAAGCAUAAACAUGACUGUUCUUCUUUAAAAAUGUUUUAUUAAUAUUAUUGAUUUGCUAUUCUAGAGAUCUAUUAUUAAUGUUUGUUUCUCAUUUUCUGUUAAAUUCCCAGUAUUACAGCAGAAUCCUUCCAGGCAAUGUUGCUUUAUGUAAACAGUAGCAUAUUCAACUAAGAACCAUCAUCUCUUUUAGAAGCUAAUGCCAGUGACCCUGAAACAGUGAUGUAUUAUGUAUGUUUAGAAGCAAACAGCACAUUACUGUGUAUAGAACAAAACACAAUAGAAACUGCACUUUUAGUUACAGUGAAUAGUUCUCUCUUUACUGAUGGUGCAUUAAAGUUGUAUUGUUUGAAUUGUU
Molecule: messenger RNA, 3311 nt
Organism: Misgurnus anguillicaudatus (oriental weatherfish)
Lineage: Eukaryota; Metazoa; Chordata; Actinopteri; Cypriniformes; Cobitidae
Gene: satb1a
Product: SATB homeobox 1a
Biological process (GO): regulation of transcription by RNA polymerase II; chromatin remodeling
Molecular function (GO): DNA-binding transcription factor activity, RNA polymerase II-specific; RNA polymerase II cis-regulatory region sequence-specific DNA binding
Source: RefSeq, a predicted model, not a curated record